CAGCACAAUAGAGCUACUGGGCUAAUAUGCUAAGAUCUUUUGCUAGCUGGCUAGCCCGUUUGUUUAAGAAGUAACGGUUUAAAAUUUCAGAUUAUAAUUGUAUAAAUGUGGUUUGCUUAUUUAGUUUCCUAAUAUAAAUCUGUCUAUGCGUCGAAUUUAAUUCAGACAUUAGUGUUUCGUGUAAGGUUUUGGUUUAGCCCGCUAACGCAACUCCAGUUCACUUUGAACGAAGCUGCUAACUUCUUAGCGAAUUAACCUGUGAGGUAAACCAGCGCUGCGUGUAUGCUGGCUAGCUGUUUGACAUAAGGAGUCUGUGGCUUCGUUGCUGCAGUUUUAACGUUUUAUUCUUCGCUAAUUAUAUUAUUUAGUGAUUAUAUUCGCUUGUAAAGUCUACUGAAUAUUAGCCCGUUUCAUAAUUAACACUUAAAUCAGGUUUUCUGCUUUAGCAAAAGAAAACUACUCAAAAUUGAUUGAGCUAGAUCACUUUUUUCUCGUUGAAGGCUAAGCUAGCUAGCUACGACUUGGCUAGCUAGCUAGCUUGGCUAGCUUUUAAGCUAAAUGCUUCUUACGAGAAUGGACCUUUUGAGCCACCAAUUUAUGGAUAAAAUGAACAACAACAUCGGAAGACUCCACUACGAUUCUUAUGAUGAUGAUUCUGGGGACUCCAGGAUGCACACACUGUCCUCGUCCACAGGAAACAGCAGGACAGGGACACCCAUAAGCCCCAUUAAAAGAAAGUUCGAUGAUGUGGAAGUGGGCAGUGGUCAGGAGUACGAAAAUGAACAAAUGGCCAAGAUGAGCUGCUUGAUUUCCUCUCACCUGGGAAAUCCGGUGGAUGGAGACACCAGGCAAGAACCUUGGACCCACUGCCACAACUUGUUUGAGCACGCUUCCUCUGCCAUCAGCGGGCUCCAUGCCGGCCGUCUGUAUUCUCCGUUCCACUUCUACGCCAUGGAGCAGCCGCUGGCUCUGACCAAAAACAGCACGGACACAGCCAGGUCCUCUUUCCUCCCGUCGCUCAGCUCCACAGAGCGACAGCAGAAUCGUCCAUCUGUGAUCACAUGUGCUCCGGCCAGUAACCGCACAUGCAGUCUCUCAAACUGUCACAUGUCUCCAAACGGCUUCACCGCCGUCAGUAACGUCAAGAGCAAAGCUAAUGCUAACGCUGUGUGUGAUCCCGUGAUCGAGGAACAUUUCCGACGCAGCCUGGGGAACAUCUACAGAGAGCCGGAGGUGGCGUCUAACUCUGUGUCCAUCACCGGGUCAGUGGAUGAUCACUUCGCCCAGGCACUGGGAGACACCUGGUUACAGAUUAAAGCCAAGGGCAGUGGCUCCGGGAGUCCUGAGUCCACUUCAUAAAGUUCUUCAUCAGACCCAUCUGAACCUUAUGGGUUGGUUUGUCCUGGGUUAAACUCCUUUCACAUCAAGUCUGAGCUCAGAAAUUCUUCUUAUUUUUUAUUAUUGUUAGUGUUUUUAUUUUGGCUGAGCAGGCUGUCUUCCAUGCUCAAUGUGUAAUUUUUUUUAGGCUUUAGAUUGGAUCAGUAAUUUCCCUCUCAGAUGUUAGACCAUAAGGAUGGACACAGUUGUGCAGGAAUGUUGGCACUGCAUUUAGAUCAGCAGUAUGUCAUGUUUAAAGCUGUUCAUUCAGCUGCUUCUCAGUUGGUUUAUGCCACACAGCACACCCUGAGGUCUGAUUUGUAUUUCUGUACAAAUUGAUUUUUUUCUGUUUUAUUUAAAAUAGAAAAAGUAAAAGCUGUUUAAACUUGACUCAGAACCAGUACCAGCACAUACCAUUAAACAGAACCAGCCAGCAAUCCAUUACCUUUAUCAAGCUACAUUGCAGUAAAACACUACAGAUUUUAUUUUUAAGGGUGUUUUUACACUUUUAUUCUUUUGGUCUAGUCCAGAGGUGUCAAAUCUCAUUCCAAUCAAGCCAGAGCCACACCUGUUUAAUCAACUGGCCUUGGCUUUCAGUGGACUCAGGUGUGUCUUCUGCUCGGUUGGAAUGAAGACCUGCACCACACCGGACCUUUGCGGAUAAGACUGGACACUCCUGGUUCAGUCUGAAUCUGAGUAAAACUGGUUCUUUUGGUUAGUUUUCUAUUUGGCACCUUUUACAAAUUAAAAUGUUGGUAAUGUCUGAGGUGUUUAGGGGUGACAUAAGAACUCAUACUAAUCUUAACCAGGCGCUAAAGGGAAGAUUGAUCAUUUAUAAAAAUAACUUGGUUGUGUUUAUUUUUUGUCAUCUCCAAAACUACUAUCAGUUUAACAGUUCGGGGGGGGGGAAGCCAGUUUGAUUCACUUCCUGCAGUGAGUCGAUACAGAGUCGAAUCACUUUCUCACUGGAGUUCAUUUCAUUCGUACUCCCGUCGUUCAGACUGUCUGACCCUAGUGUAACUGCCCACUGUGUUCUCACAGGAGAACACAUCAGGGUUCACUAAACAUUACAGAGCAGGAGAGUUUCCUGUACAUUGUGGUCAGCGUAAUGCCACGCUGGACCCCCAGAGACAGGGUCUGAUAACACACACUAAUUUCAGUGUUUCAUACACAUUCGCAUAUUUGCAGAACCAUAAAUCAGACCAAAAAGGGGUGGGGCUUAGCCUUGAGCUGUGGAUGUGGGUGGAGCUAAUUGUGUAAACAGAAGCAUGCGUCUACAGAAUGUAAACCUUUUAACCUUUACAAAUGCUUUUAGGACAUUUAGAAUGAAAGUUAUUAUUACUCUGAUAAAGUGUAAUCAUCAUUUUCACUUGAACGCCACCUAGUGCCCAUUUCAAAAAUAAUUUCAGAUUCUUCACCAAGAGUAGACUCGAUGUCCUUCCAGCAGGGUCUCGGUCCUGUGGUGUAACAAUGCAGUGCCUUGUCCAGUCUGAUCCUGAUACACCUACAGGAGAAUCUUUUUUCUUUUUUUUUUUAAUCAGAGAAACAUGUACAGGACUUGGUGUGAAAGGCUUCACACACGUUUUCGAACAAUAGAUUUAUGCCAACAGGGCCGUGAACAAAUAUCAGUCAUGGGGUUUGUUUUGAAUAUUUUUUUUUUAAAAAGGCUGCCAAAGAAGCUUUCUUCUGUUUUGAUACGUGUGCUGUAUUUUAUAACCUUCUCAAACGUGCAGAUUUUUAGAUUUAAAACACAACUCCAAGAGCAUCUUCUGAUUCUGUUAGCUGAAUGAAUCACACUGAGUUUUCACAUCAUUCUACAUUUAUUCACAGAUUCUCAACACAGCAGUAAGAUACACAGCAUCCCGGGCUCUGGACUGAGGAUGUCUUUAACUUUUCAUCUCUAAUCCACACUCAUUAACCUGACACAAAAAUCCCUUGUCUAUUUUAUUCCUAAUCUUUAAUCUGCUUAAAUAUGUACUUUAAAUAGCUGGUAUCUAUUACACACAGACUUCUAUCUUUAUACCGUUGGUUCUUAGUUUUAUUUUUUAAUCAGUAACGGUUAUAGAAAGUCCUGCUGCUGGAACAGUGUACUCGAUAUAUUUUUUUAACAAUUGUCUUUUAGAUACAAUGGCACCUCGCUUCGAAGCACAGCCUCUGGAAAGGCAUUUACAUGCAGUAUACACAGCUUUUAAAAAAACCCAUUUCACUUAUACACAGUUUUAUAAGGCUUUUUUACAGGACUGAGUGAGAUGAGCAGCAGCUUUACUGCACCAUUUCUUUACCACACUAGACUUUCAUUAUCAGAUUGCGCAGUGACCCGAUUCUGGAACAGCUGUGUGCCGAUAUCUAGUCUCACAUUUCAUCAUGUUAUCACAGUAAUUUAAAAAGAGGUGUGUUUUUCCUCAUGCAGUAAAUAUGAUAUUCUCCAUGAUGGAUAUAAUUGAUUGCAAACAGAUUUUAGGAUAUAAAUCUAAACUAACAUUUUAACACGCACUAUUUCAGAAUUUCACUUCAUACAUUUGUGUGUGUGUGUGUUUAAUUAUCACUCAAAAUACACCUUCUUUUCCCUCUUUCUGAGAAGUUGCCCCUCCUUCUCCUCUCCAUGUUGCGUCAGUCACAUGUUUCAGUCAGUGCUCUCUCAUCUCAUCUGGACUCACUCUUCAGUGAUGUGCUUUCUGUCACAGUAAAUGUUUUAAAUAAAAAAUAGCACUUCCAUUUUAGACAAUUUACACCAAAUGAUGACGCGGUCCUGCAACUUAUGGUCAUAUCAAACACUACAAAUGGUUUCAUGAUGAUAAUGUGAUUUACUCGAGGCAGUAAAACGCAGCUGAAGCCCACACUACAGCAGGACUUUAGUACGUAGAACACUAAAUGUCUUGCUGGUGUAAAUCAAGACAGAAACACUUCUCUGUAAAGGUGCACAAACUUUUGCACUCCAUCAUAAACGACUCUGUUGCAUUUCUUUAAUAAACAGCAGCUGUGUUCAAAUGAAAGGUGAUAGAUUUUAUACUUGAUUAUCGGCACACAUCCUGUUCUUUACUUACGGCUACAUUCGUGUCUGGUCUGGUCUCCUGUCCCGGGGGCUGACGCUCAUUUACACCUCUGUGUUCUUGUUUUUUUGUGACGGCCGGUGGAGUCCGAAAUCCUGCGUCUCUGUAAUCGGUCCUCGCUAAGCACGAGGUGUUUGUCCGAUAAACAUGUGCAGAGAUUACAUUUUCUGGACAGAAAGUUAUGAAGGCUGGACUGUAAUCAUAAGUUGGAUGGGACGUGGUUUCCAUGGUAACCAUCAAGGUUACUUAGCUGAAUCAGAUUCGAUCCUGCGAUUUUCUACAUGGCGCCAUUUUAUUUUUAUAGUCUCACAGAUAAUUUAAUAACGUUUUUCAGUUAUUAAAAAAAAGAAAAAGCCAAUCAAAAACAGAGCCAUAAAAUCAGCAUAAACGCACGCAGUAAUAGGAAGAACGUCCCACUUACUGAUCUGUUUGUAAAUCUGGAGCGGAUUUAUAUUUUGAGGAACAUUUACACAACUUUUACUAAAAGAUGUUUCUUGCUGCCGUCUGAUGGAGGACAGAAGCAGAGUGAAGAGAGAGUAUUCUCACGUGUUUAGUG
Messenger RNA from Hemibagrus wyckioides, 4983 nucleotides. RefSeq names its product vestigial-like family member 4a (gene vgll4a). Gene Ontology annotation, molecular function: transcription coactivator binding. Gene Ontology annotation, biological process: negative regulation of DNA-templated transcription. Lineage: Eukaryota; Metazoa; Chordata; Actinopteri; Siluriformes; Bagridae. The transcript is spliced from 5 exons. The coding region runs from base 559 to 1359 and encodes 266 amino acids. The record is from RefSeq and is a predicted model, not a curated record.